AAAAAUGACUCUACGUUCCACUUGUCUUCAGAUCGGAGUGGUCGCUAGGAAGGUUGCUGACAAAUACAACCAGUUCGGACGGAUGAUAUUUGGUCCCAAGGUUCUGCUUGUGUAUUUGUUCAUUGUGAAUUUAUUUAUUUAUUUUGAUAGAGGUGUUGUUUCUGGUAUUUUACGUGCUUUGGAAGCAAAGUGGGAUUUAUCACAAACUGAACAAGGAGCACUCGGAUCAGCUUUUAUGGUUGGAUAUAUGAUUUUUGGACCAAUUUUUGCUCAGUUAGCCUCUAAAAUUCCAAUGAAGAUUGUUAUUUUUGUCGGAUUGGUUAUUUGGUCUGUAUUAACAAUAUUGUGUGGAUUUACUAGUGUUGUAACAUCAAAGACUGGUUUCUACUUGUUGGCUGUUUGUCGUUGCUUGGUUGGUGUUGGUGAAGCUGCCUAUGCUCCUGUUGCACCAACCUUAUUGGAUGAUGUUGCUCCUGCCAAAAGUAGAACAAUGUACAUGUCCUUCUUCUAUCUUGCCAUGCCUGUUGGUGUUGCUAUUGGGUAUGGUGUAAGUGGUGUUGUAGCUGAUUAUUUGGAUUGGUCACUCGUUUUUAUGGGAGAAGGUAUUUUGAUUAUUCCUCUUGCUUUAUUGAUCUUGAUGGUUCCUCCAUCUGAUCAAUACAGAAAAGAUAGAAUGGAAAAGGAAGACAGAGAAAGAUUAGUCAAUGAAAACAAUUCUCUUCUUGAAAAUAAUGAUUCCAAUAACCAAAUUCCUCAAACUUCAUCUGAAUCUAACAUUGUUACUGAAAGUGAUGCAAUGAGUCAAUUUGGAGAUGUUGAAAAGGACAAGACCUAUAAUAUUUUCCAAGCAAUUUACCAUUUAUUUACAAACUCUGUCUACGUGUAUGCUCUUUUGGGUUAUACAAUGUAUACAUUUGUGAUUGGCGCAUUGGCUUUCUGGGGACCAACUCUUGUUUCAAAGGGGCUUCACAUUAGAAUGUCUAUUGCAAGUUUGGCCUUCUCUGGUAUCAGUGUUGUGACUGGUAUCGUAGGUUCUAUGGUUGGAGGUAUAGUUUUGGAUAAGAUUGGUGGAUCUAAGGGAAUGGCUGGAAGUGCUAGAGGAUUAAUGCUAUGUGCUAUUUUCAUUUUCCUUGCUAUUCCAUUUGGUUAUGGAGCAUUUAGUACAUCUAAUAUUCCACUCUAUUUUUCCUUAUUGGUUAUUGCUGAAUUCUUCAUUUUCUGCAUUACCAGUCCUGUAAAUGUUUCCUUCUUGUCAGUUGUUUCUCCAAACUUGAGAAAUUACAGUAUGAGUAUUCAGAUCUUUGUCAUUCACGCUAUUGGUGAUUUCCCUUCACCUUCUGCUAUGGGUGCAUUUGCUGAUUAUUUAGGAGGUAAUGCUGGUCUUUCAAAGAGUAUCCUAUUCUUGUGGACCGUUCUUGUUUUUAGUGUUGCCUUCUUCUUUGUUGGAUUUUUAAUUGCUCGAUCAAAGAGUAAGAUUGAAGAACGUAGUGAAGCUUUUGCUGACCUCAAGAAGGAAAAUUAUCAAAGAGCAAAGACGGAGCUAAUCGGAAUUGCAAGUCGGAAAGCUGCUUCAUUGAAUUGUUGUGUGGCUUGUUCUUCUUCCCUCAUGAGAAAUUAUGCAACAUUUAAUUUUAAUCAAAAUGAAGAAGAUGAUUAUGAAAAACAGCCAGGACAAUCACCUUUAGCUGCACCAUUGGAACAAUAUAACGUCAUGCAAUAUGAUUCUUCUGUGACUUUUAUUUCAGGAUAUGGUCAACGAUCUUUCUUUGUUGGAAAUACCAGAAUUUUCGGAAGUAUAUUCGCAACAAAGAAACAAGUUUUUGUUUGGGAUAUCUCGGAUCCAAGUCAAAUUACAAUUGAAAGUUUAAAAUUGGCUGAACAUUUAAAUCCAACACCUACCUUACUUCUUGUUGGAACUGGUAAGUCAAUUGUUAGAUUACCACAGGAAGUACAUGAAUAUUUCAGAAAGAAUGGUGUUGUUAUUGAGGAAAUGAAUUCAGUGAGUGCUGUCAGUACCUUCAAUGUUUUGAAUCAAGAAGGAAGAGAUGUAUGUUGUGCUUGCAUUUCACUUGAGCCAGUCAAUGUUAAAGAUUUGGUUCCAGAAAAAUCACCAGUUGUCUUUUUGGAAAUUAGAAAUGUUCUUGAUAGGAGACCAGGUGGCAGUCCUCUUGGAUAA
Molecule: messenger RNA, 2176 nt
Organism: Naegleria gruberi
Lineage: Eukaryota; Heterolobosea; Eutetramitea; Acrasida; Naegleriidae
Product: sugar transporter
Exons: 5
Coding region: 5-2176 (723 amino acids)
Biological process (GO): transmembrane transport
Cellular component (GO): membrane
Molecular function (GO): transmembrane transporter activity
Source: RefSeq, a predicted model, not a curated record